AUGACGACACUUACGUCUUUGGCCGUCCACAUUCCAUUGUUUGUGUUGCUGACUAUGCUGCUUCGGCAAACGGCAUUUUUCCCGGAUACGCCGCUCGCCCAAGAACUUGUGCCUUGGUGGUCCCCUGAUGAAACCUUCGCAGCAGAGUCAGCGGCCACGCGGCAAAUCCUGCUUGACAAAGGCCUCGAUCCGGGCAUGGCUGAUCGGCUGACAAAGUUAGGUGGACCGACUCUCGCAGACCGGGAUCCUACUUUUACAAUGCCGCUUGCUUGUGGCUCACUGAAUAUGGUCAACGUGGAACUAACGUCAUGGACACGUCAGCAACGGCGUGUGCGGGAAUCGGACCUUGGCCUCUCAACAGAGCAAGAAGCAGAUCUAGAAGAAGAACCCCCGCGUGCACGCAUUCUGUCAAAUGCACUUCGCGUUGGUGCAAUCUUGAGUAUUCCUAUCGCGUGCCAGGUGCCGUCGAUUCUUCUCGUCUAUUGGUGCACAUCUUCUGUCAUGACACUGGGAACUAACUUGUACUUUGCGCGUCACAGUGCCAAAUUGUAA
Messenger RNA from Malassezia globosa CBS 7966, 552 nucleotides. RefSeq lists its product as uncharacterized. Gene Ontology annotation, molecular function: membrane insertase activity. Gene Ontology annotation, biological process: protein insertion into mitochondrial inner membrane from matrix; mitochondrial respiratory chain complex IV assembly. Gene Ontology annotation, cellular component: mitochondrial inner membrane. The record is from RefSeq and is a predicted model, not a curated record. Lineage: Eukaryota; Fungi; Basidiomycota; Malasseziomycetes; Malasseziales; Malasseziaceae. The coding region runs from base 1 to 552 and encodes 183 amino acids. The transcript has a single exon.